UCAGCGUGUUUCAAAAAUUAAAGAAAGCUAAACACUGCCAACAUGGUUGAAUGGUCAGAUACUGAGCGGAGCACGAUCAAAAGCGUCUGGGAAAAAAUUAAUAUCGCUGAAAUCGGACCCCAGGCUUUGGCAAGAGUUCUGAUUGUGUACCCCUGGACUCAGCGGUACUUCGGGGCCUUCGGUGAUCUGUCCAGCCCCACCGCCAUCGUGGGCAACCCCAAAGUGGCUGCUCAUGGCAAGGUCGUCCUGGGCGCCCUCGACAAGGCCGUCCAGAACAUGGACGACAUCAAGAACAUCUACGCGAAGCUGAGUGAGCGGCAUUCCGAGGAGUUCAACGUCGACCCCGACAACUUCAGGCUGCUGGCCGACUGCCUCACCAUCAUCAUGGCCACCAAGUUUGCUGAUGACUUCAAUCCAGAAGUGCAGGCGAUCUGGCAGAAGUUCCUGGCUGUCGUUGUGUCCGCCCUUAGCAGACAGUACUAUUAGAGCAGCACUCCAUGAAGACCACUGCGAUCAACUGAGCCACCCGAAUCAACCCAGCUACAUUUGCUUGUGAUUCCACAGUCUUGAAUG
Messenger RNA from Megalops cyprinoides (Indo-Pacific tarpon), 573 nucleotides. RefSeq names its product hemoglobin cathodic subunit beta-like. NCBI's taxonomy places the organism in Eukaryota, Metazoa, Chordata, Actinopteri, Elopiformes, Megalopidae. Gene Ontology annotation, cellular component: haptoglobin-hemoglobin complex; blood microparticle; hemoglobin complex. The coding region runs from base 43 to 486 and encodes 147 amino acids. The transcript is spliced from 3 exons. Gene Ontology annotation, molecular function: haptoglobin binding; organic acid binding; peroxidase activity. The record is from RefSeq and is a predicted model, not a curated record. Gene Ontology annotation, biological process: oxygen transport; hydrogen peroxide catabolic process.